This is a messenger RNA of Helianthus annuus (common sunflower), 326 nucleotides long. RefSeq names its product universal stress protein A-like protein. Lineage: Eukaryota; Viridiplantae; Streptophyta; Magnoliopsida; Asterales; Asteraceae. The record is from RefSeq and is a predicted model, not a curated record. The transcript is spliced from 3 exons. Bases 54 to 326 code for a protein of 90 amino acids.
AACCGCUUAUCUGCUUAUUUGUGGGGCAUGCAGUUUUAUUUGCAACAUCUGGGAUGAGGGACUCCGUGGUGAAAGCCGAGGAAGAAAGCGCUGCUAAAAUCCUUGCUCGCGCCUCAGAAUUAUGUGACCAACAUAAGAUAAAAGUAGAAUACUUGGUUUUAAGGGGAAAUCCAAAGGAAAUGCUGGUUGAAGCUGUAGACCAAAUGGAUAUUGAUCUCCUAGUUGUUGGAAGCAGAGGUCUAGGCCAGAUUAAAAGGGCUGUGCUCGGAAGCAUUAGCGAUUAUUGUGCGCACGGCGGGAAUUCAUUUCAUAUGUAUCAUAGUUGA